UGUUCUCAGGGUCCGCGCUCGGAAGGAGCUGCUCGCCCUUGGCGGGCGCGAGAGAGCGACCCGAUGAAAAAGGUUACUUCCAAGCAGUCUCCGCCCAGGCUGUUCGAGAAGAAGCGGGCAAAGGUGCCUGAACAGCUCACGCCCCCCAUUCAGGAAGAACCUGAGCCUGUCAGCAAUAUCCUGCAAGGAGAUGACAUUCUUGCCUUAGCCAUUAAGGAGGAUGACUUGAAGAAGCAACACAUUCCUCGCUUUAUCGAAACAAGAGAUAAAUCUGUCAUUCCCCAGAAAUUUAUCAUCCGUAAACUCAAACCCAAGGAUCCUAGGAGGAAGGUCUGCCACUUAGUAGCACAUCCUGCUACCACAGAUACAGCCACAAAGCCCCUGGACUACUCUGGCCCAGAUGACAGUCUCUACAGCUGUGACCAGAUCCUGCCCCACCACAUCUUGGGGAGUCUCCAGGACUUUCGGAGAAUUGCAGUUGCCCAAGGGAACACCCAGCUGGCUGAGCUGAUAUACACCCCGCCCUCCUCGGUGACCCUCAUCUCAGCCACAGAAGAGCCAAAGAAGAAAGCCCCCAAAGAAGAGAAGGCACCCCUCUGGGCCCCAGCCCCUCAGCACAACUUCAUGAGAAACUGGCAGCGCAACCUGGCCCUGUGGAAGAGGCAGCAGGAGGCCCUCAGCGAACGCCUGAAGAAGCCUGUUGGCGAGCUGCUGAUGCACAUAGGCGAGACCUACAGACAGAUCCAGGAGGAACGGGAGCUCAUCGACCGGGUCCUUCCAACGCAGCACGACGGGAAGUGCUCUGAGGAGACCAGUGGGUUCUGGAGUCGACUGGAAUACCUUGGAGAUGAAGUCACCGGUCUGCUGAUGACAAAGACGAAAUCUCAGCGUGGUCUCCUGGAGCCAAUCACUCACAUCAGGAAGCCGCACUCCAUCCAGAAGGAGAUGGGACUGCUGGCCCGGAAGGAUGCUCCGUACCGCCACACCUGGGACCGGAGUCUGUUUCUGACCCACCGCCGCCAGGAGCUGCAGAGCAUCAUGGCAGAGCUGGACUUCACCCAGCAGGAUAUUGAUGGCCUGGAGGUGGUGGGCAGAGGGCAGCCUUUCUCAGCAGUUACAGCAGAAGACUUUACAGUGUUUGAAAGGAGCCAGAGAAGUUCCUCUGAAGACACAGUGAACAUAGACGUAUUGACCCGUUAUCCUGAAGUGGUCCCCAUGCCUGUUCUUGGCCCUUCUCUGCUGUUCUGUGGGAAGCCAGCCUGCUGGAUCAGAGGCAGUAACACACAGGACAAGAGGCAUGUUGGAAUUGCCGUUAGCCUGACCUUCGAAACCCUGGAGGGGCAGAAAGUGUCCUCAGAACUGACGGUGGCCAACAACGGCACAGUGGCCAUCUGGUACGACUGGCGGCGACAGUCCCAGCCGGACUGUUUCCAGGACCUGAAGAAAAACAGGAUGCAGCACUUCUACUUCAGUAAUCGGGAAGGUGUGCUUCUCCCUGGAGAAACGAAAACCUUUACCUUCUUCUUCAAGUCUUCGAGCGCUGGGAUCUUCCGGGAAUGCUGGGAGUUCGGAACUCACCCCACCCUGUUGGGAGGUGCUAUCCUGCAGGUCAACCUCCAUGCAGUCUCCCUGGCCCAGGACGUUUAUCGGGAUGAGAGGAAGUUACUGGAGAAAGAUCUGGCUUCCCACGAGGCGGCCACCAUUGUGCAGAGCGUGCUUCGGGAGCUACUGGAGGGAAUCCUGACCCAGGAGCGUGCGCAGACCCCCGAGGACGUCUAUCUCACGGAGGAGGACUUGUUCCACCGCAGGAAUCCUGGGCUGCAUUACCAGCACCAAGUGGUGCAAAACCUGCACCGACUGUGGCACCAGUACAUGGUCCUGCCCUCCAAACCCGAGGAGGCCAGGCCGGGUGAAGAGGAGCGUCGCGGCCCCAGGGUCCGGGGGGCUGUGACCCAGACAGCCCAUUUGGAGAAGGCCCCAGUGAACAUGGACUCUAGGACCCCCGUCUCGGAGUCCCAACUGCCCCGGCAGGAGAAUAUGGCCCUCAGGGACACCCAGGAUUCUUUCAGGUCCCAGAAGGGCGGCCCGGGGGCCAGGAGUUUUCAGCAGAAGAGCACCAUGGAGGAGAGGCCGGUGGAGGACAGCCCCUGGGAGCUGGAGGGCCUCUCCCCGCCUGAGUGGAACCUCUGCCUGGAGGACUUCAGAAAGGCAGCAAUGACGCUCCCUGAGGAGACCCAGAGAGAAGACACCCUAAUUGGGCUCAACAGAGAAGCCCUGGAGCUGUGCCAGGAGCAGAGGCCGCUGCAGUCCGACCUCCUGUACCAGAUGUGUAUGCAGCUGUGGCGGGAUGUGAUUGACAGCCUGGUGAGCCAUUCCCUGUGGCUGAGGGUGCUGCUGGGCCUGCCCGAGAAGGAGACCACCUAUUUGGACACGCCGGAAGAGCUAGAUCGAAAAUUACCUGUCACGGAAGUGAAGUCGUCUUCCGCGAAAGUUGGGAAGGAGGACCGGAGAGGGGCAGCCCAGGAAAAGAAGCAGUUGGGAAUCAAAGACAAAGAAGAUAAGAAAGGAGCUAAGCUGCUGGGGAAAGAGGACCGUUUAAACAGCAAGAAGCAGAAGGCAAAGGAUGAUAAGAAAUCCACGAAACCUUCCAGUGGGGACAGGCUUUUCCUGGAAGACCCUGCCCCUGACAGCACCACCCCUUCUCAGGAACCCAUAGAUCCCCUGGUCAUGGAGAAGUACACCCAGAGGCUGUACACCGAGGUCCAUGGGCUGCUGAACACCCUGGUGACCAGCCUGAUGGUUCUGGCCGACGAGCUCAGCCCCAUAAAGAAUAUUGAGGAGCCUUUUCGUCUUUGCAUUUGACUCGUGUGCCCAAGCAGCCUCGCGGGUAUCUGGUUAACAAACAAAUCAAUA
This is a messenger RNA of Artibeus jamaicensis (Jamaican fruit-eating bat), 2913 nucleotides long. RefSeq names its product MYCBP associated protein (gene MYCBPAP). The transcript is spliced from 19 exons. The record is from RefSeq and is a predicted model, not a curated record. Bases 64 to 2862 code for a protein of 932 amino acids. NCBI's taxonomy places the organism in Eukaryota, Metazoa, Chordata, Mammalia, Chiroptera, Phyllostomidae.